Messenger RNA from Juglans microcarpa x Juglans regia, 2398 nucleotides. RefSeq names its product NADP-dependent malic enzyme-like. Gene Ontology annotation, molecular function: malate dehydrogenase (decarboxylating) (NAD+) activity; malate dehydrogenase (decarboxylating) (NADP+) activity; NAD binding. The transcript is spliced from 20 exons. Gene Ontology annotation, biological process: malate metabolic process; pyruvate metabolic process. Gene Ontology annotation, cellular component: chloroplast. The record is from RefSeq and is a predicted model, not a curated record. The coding region runs from base 389 to 2155 and encodes 588 amino acids. NCBI's taxonomy places the organism in Eukaryota, Viridiplantae, Streptophyta, Magnoliopsida, Fagales, Juglandaceae.
AGACGCUACCGACAAUGUCUCCGUGAUGAGCUCCAUAUAAUCCCGUCUAUUGCAGCCCAUGUUCUUGUAAAUAAUAAAAUAUCCAUCCACACCCACCACUCUUCCUUGUCGAUCAUGAUCAUGAGUGACCACCACCACUUCUACUGCAAUCAAAACAAUCUGAAAGAAAAAAGAGAAACACGAUAAAUCUUAUCCAUACCUUACAAAAAGAAAAGAAUAAUGCGUUUUUCAAAUUGAAAACGACGCCAACAACUCAUCUUUGAUUCUUUUUCCCGAUUUGACUGCCUGUUUUUUAUUAUUUAUCUGUAAACAGCGAAAGUCUUCCCAGCCUUGUUUUUUGAUCAGGAGAGUGUUGACUUUGUUCAGAGGUUCUAAAGAGGUGAUCAGGAUGACGAGCACUCUCAAAGAUGGCAAGCCGGUGCCAGAGAUCUGUCCCAAAGAGACUGUAGGUGGAGGCGUCGAGGAUGUCUACGGAGAGGAUCGUGCCUCCGAGGACCAGCUCGUCACCCCCUGGACUCUCUCGGUUGCCAGUGGGUAUACUUUGCUAAGGGACCCUCAGUACAACAAAGGCCUUGCUUUUACCGAGAAAGAGAGGGAUUCCCAUUACGUGAGGGGUCUUCUGCCUCCAGCAAUAUUGUCUCAAGCGCUUCAGGAGAAGAAACUGAUGCAGAGCAUACGACAAUAUCAACUCCCGCUACAAAAAUACAUGGCCGUGAUGGACCUUCAGGCAAGGAACGAAAGGCUGUUCUACAAGCUUCUCAUUGAUAAUGUUGAAGAAUUGCUCCCAAUUGUCUAUACCCCAACUGUUGGUGAGGCUUGUCAGAAAUUUGGGAGCAUCUUCAGGCGCCCUCAGGGUCUUUACAUAAGUUUGAAAGAGAAGGGUAAGAUUCUUGAGGUGUUGAAGAACUGGCCUGAGAGGAGUGUUCAAGUUAUUGUUGUCACUGAUGGUGAGCGGAUUUUGGGACUUGGGGAUCUUGGCUGUCAGGGGAUGGGGAUUCCUGUCGGAAAAUUGGCUUUGUACACGGCACUUGGAGGAGUUCGUCCUUCUGCAUGUUUGCCUAUUACAAUUGAUGUGGGGACAAACAAUGAGGAGUUGCUGAAAGAUGAAUUCUACAUUGGGCUUAGACAGAGGAGGGCAACUGGCCAGGAAUAUUACGAACUUCUUGAUGAGUUCAUGAGUGCUGUCAAGAAGAACUAUGGAGAAAAAGUUCUGACACAGUAUGAAGAUUUUGCCAAUCACAACGCUUUUGAGCUGCUUGCAAAAUACCGCACAACUCAUCUUGUUUUCAAUGACGAUAUACAGGGGACUGCCGCUGUUGUCCUUGCUGGUGUUGUUGCAGCAAUGAAGUUAUUGGGGGGUAACCUGGCUGACCAGAGAUUUGUGUUCCUUGGUGCGGGGGAAGCAGGGACUGGAAUAGCUGAGCUUAUAGCUCGUGAGAUUGCAAAACAGGCAAAGGCUCCUAUAGAAGAGACCCGCAAGAAAAUUUGGCUUGUGGACUCAAAGGGAUUGAUUGUUAGUUCUCGUAAGGAAUCACUUCAACAGUUCAAGCAGCCUUGGGCUCAUGACCAUGAACCUGUUAAGGAUCUCUUAGGUGCUGUCAAGGCAAUUAAGCCGACAGUUCUGAUUGGAUCAUCUGGAGUUGGAAGGACAUUCACGAAGGAAGUGAUUGAAACUGUGUCCUCUUUCAAUGAAAAACCUAUCAUUUUGGCUCUCUCCAACCCAACUACACAGUCUGAGUGCACAGCGGAGGAAGCUUACACUUGGAGUAAGGGUCAAGCAAUCUUUGCUAGUGGAAGUCCAUUUGAUCCUUUUGAAUAUAAUGGCAAGACUUUUCUCCCUGGCCAGUCCAACAAUGCCUACAUCUUCCCUGGAUUUGGUUUGGGGGUGGUGAUCUCAGGAGCAAUCCGUGUACAUGAUGAAAUGCUUCUGGCAGCCUCGGAAGCCUUGGCUGGGCAAGUGACACAGGAGCACCUUGAUAAGGGUUUGAUAUACCCUCCGUUCUCUGGUAUAAGAAAGAUUUCAGCUCAUAUAGCUGCUAAUGUUGCUGCCAAGGCAUACGAACUUGGCUUGGCUACACGUCUUCCUCGUCCCAAGGAUCUUGUGAAAUGUGCCGAGAGUAGCAUGUACACUCCAGUCUACCGAAACUAUCUGUGAAUGCUCCCUAUUGCUGAGUCUUAACAAGUGUUUUACUAUGUCAAAACCUUGUUAUCGAGCUGGAUGUUGCUUAUGGUGUGUUUGGAAAUAGCUUUCAUGUAAAAACGGUUUACAACAUGUCUCUUGUCAAUUGGAGUGUUAUGUCAGUUCCGCAUAGUAUCAACAUUAUGUACCCCACUAUGUUUUUUCGUAAGCGUGUAUCCUACGGCAUGUUGAUUGGAAUAAAAUUGUAAUAUUCUUCCA